CCACAUUCUCCGGACUCCGGCGACUCUUUUUCGUUUUCCGGCGACUAUUCUUUCAGCAACUGAGUUAUGCACAGAGACGGGUACUCCAUCCUUCUGGCGGCGAACAUCCUUGCGGCAACCACCGUCGGAUUAAUCUGGGCGGCCGAAGCCACACUACGUCGCCGGAGAAAAUCAAGUUCAUCCAAGCCUGAAGUUGUUGUUCCACGGUUAAAUUUGACCGGGUCCGGCCAUGUUUUCAGGCUUGAAAAGUUCUCCGAUUAUGUUGCAAGGCAAAUUGGAUUUAGAGACGGAAAGGAGUGCCCGGAGCUAAGCAAAUUGGCAUCGGAUUAUGUGAGAAGCUCGAAAGCUUUUAAUGACGCGAUGUACAUAUAUUUUUCAGAGUGUUUUCCAAAUAAAACAGAAGUCAAAUUACUAAGUGAAAAGCUUGUUGAAGAGCUCGAGAGAUGCAUUCUUGGUUAUUUUGCAUUCCAUUGGAGCCAUGCGCCUGUUAUGAUCGAGCAGGUGUUAAGCAUUGGAUCUGACGAAAGAAAACUAAAAAAUAUGGUGUUGACCGCUACAAGAAAGCAAAGAUUUGAUAAAGUGACAAAGGACUUGAAGAUGACAAGGGCAUUCUCAACAAUGGUGGAGGAAAUGAAAGUGAUCCGAUCUACCACCCCGAAACGCGGAGAUGGUGACGGUGCCUGCACGGAGGUGAUGGAGCCGGUGGCUCAUUGUGACAGAAGCCCCGUGCUCCUCUUCAUGGGUGGUGGAAUGGGCGCCGGGAAGAGCACUGUUCUCAAAGAAAUCCUUAAAGAACCAUUUUGGUCGGAGGCAGCACCAAACGCGGUGGUGGUAGAGGCCGAUGCUUUUAAGGAAACCAAUGUGAUUUAUCAAGCGCUUAGCUCUAUGGGUCAUCACCAUGACAUGCUUCAAACUGCUGAAUUGGUGCAUCAAGAUUCCACGGAUGCAGCGUCGUCUCUAUUAGUAACAGCGUUAAACGAAGGAAGAGAUGUGAUCAUGGAUGGUACACUAUCAUGGGAACCAUUUGUGUAUCAAACAAUCGACAUGGUGAGAAGUGUUCAUAAACAUCGUUACCGCAUGGGUAAAGGUUAUAAAGUCUCGGACGAUGGAACCAUCAACGAGACUUACUGGGAAAAAGUCGAAAACGACGAAGAUGAAUUUAAGAUGAAGAAACCUUACAAAAUUGAGUUGGUUGGUGUUGUUUGUGAUCCAUAUCUUGCGGUUACAAGAGGCAUUAGGAGAGCCAUAGCAGUGAAAAGGGCAGUGAGGGUAAAUUCACAGUUGAAAUCACACAAGAGUUUUGCGAAUGCAUUUGGUAAAUAUUGUGAUCUUGUGGACGAUGCAAAGCUCUAUUGCACCAACGCCAUUGGAGUUCCUCCAAAAUUGAUCGGGUUGAAAGACCGCAAUAGCAAUCUAUUAGUCGACCCAGAUCAAAUCAAGUGUUUGGAAAUAUUAAAGGAAAUCAACGACCAAGCGGAUUCCAUAUGCGAGCUUUAUGCCGACCCAAAAACGUUAUUAGAUCUCGACUCGGUGUGGAAUGAAGUUGUUUUGAAUCCAACAAGAAUCGAUCUUCAAUGUGAAUUGAAAAACGUAAUCGAGAGAAUUGAAAAGUCAAAACCGUGACAUGGAUUUGUGUAGUCAAAGACCAAAUUUAUUUGUAUUUUUUCCCAAAAAAAAUGUAUUUGUUUAUGAAUUUGAAU
Messenger RNA from Cynara cardunculus var. scolymus (artichoke), 1700 nucleotides. RefSeq lists its product as uncharacterized. Lineage: Eukaryota; Viridiplantae; Streptophyta; Magnoliopsida; Asterales; Asteraceae. Bases 67 to 1623 code for a protein of 518 amino acids. The record is from RefSeq and is a predicted model, not a curated record. The transcript has 9 exons. Gene Ontology annotation, molecular function: kinase activity; ATP binding.